AUGGACUUCCUGCCGCGAGUGACAGUCGAGCCGGCCCAUGGACAAUUGCACAUCCCCUACCUAUGCCCACCAAUAGUCGACUCCAAGCCCACCGAAGUCACGAAACCAGGAGACGGAAAGCACAAAGAAAAUGGCUGCGUAACGAGGCUGCCCACGCAAGACGAAGCGGCAGCUCUACAACAUAGCCUAUACUUUGGGCUUCUGGAAGCAGCCACAAAGCCUGACAUCGAUCUUGAACGAGAAGACUUCCUGACCAGUUCAAGCUCAGGACAGCUAGUUGUGUCGGCUAGCCGGCUUCCUUCUGUCUUGAAACGGUGGAGAAACAUCCGAGCAAAGCGGCAGUCUGAUCGACAGUUGCCUUCAGGUGCAGAGAUGGAGGCACAACUUUCAGCUACAGUAGUGACCCUGAAGAGCGCCAUGGCUAGGUUGCCACACGAGUGUUUGCAUGCCUUCCAAGACGGCUUACCUGCGCCACUACCACUUGUCAUUCUCUCGAUCCAAGCACUGAUCGAGACAAUAUGGGACACUCGGAUCUUGCAAGACCAGUGGCCUUUUCAACAAGUAGUAGAAAAUCCGAGCUUCUACUGGAUCGAGAGCCCCUUUAUUGAUCGACUGCUUAGCGAUGCAGGCUGGCUUCCUGACGAGAUUUGUCACAUGCCCAAAGACAUUCGUUUCCGUUACUACUUGAGUCUGUUUUCGCGAAACCAAGUUUUACAUCCUAGCUCGCGCAAAUUGUCGACCCUUUCUGACAAGAACAAAGCCGGGAAAGACCACUAUUCUGCCAUCCAUGUAGGGCUACAUUGUCAAUGCAAAUUACUCUCGUCCAAGCUACCCGCAACACAAGACCUCAAGGACUCCUUCUUCCUAGUCUCGCUAACUGGCCUGACUGGAAGUGAGACACUGCAGGUGCACCAGGCCUCUGUCUUGUUGAGAGAGGACAACAUCCCCUUCGUUGCCUUCUCUCAUGUCCGUGCCGAUGGGCUCGGCUCAAGCGAAUCGAACAGUCUUCCUACGUGUCAAAUUUCGCUCCUGCAACAGAUGAGCAAUCAACUCUUCCCGACGGCUCCGCAGCCAGUACCGUUCUAUGUCGACACCCUCUGUGUUCCUCUUGGUGGAAGUGCAAAGCGUUCUGCUCUCAGGAAUCUUCAAUAUGUCUUCAAAUUCGCUCGGAAAGUCUUGGUGUUAGACUCGGGUCUCCGCCAUACGCCUGUGGGUUUGCCCCAGGAGAACCUCACUAGAAUUCGGUAUUCACUCUGGGCCAAACGUCUAUGGACUGUUCAGGAAUGUGCCGUGUCACGAGACGUUAGCUUCCGCUUUCUAGAUCGAAACUUGUCACUCACGGAUUUAUUGGCUUCAUACGAUCAGGACGGUGAGUUCCCUCUCCUUCGCAUGCAGGCUCUCAAGGACAGGAACUUGGUAGGUUUCGGGGAAGGAGAUUAUGAGGACUUGGCCACCUCUCUAGAGUUACUGAGCGAUGAUAUACAUCUGGCUGAGUCCUUGCGGCAUGCCAUCCGUGAAGAGGACCAGCACAAUAUUUACAGCCUGAGCCAAGCUUGCGACAAGAGUCGAUUACGGAGCAUUCUUCGACUGGGUCUUUUGGCAAUGCCGUCGAUGAGGUAUUUUUCUGAAGCGGCCGAGUCGGCAGAUUUCGAAACGGUUGCGAAAGGGCUUUUGCGAUCGUACGCAAGCCAUCGUUCAAACGGCUUGAAAAGGGUCCCAACAGCAUCUAGGAACCCUGAAGAGCUUUACCGUCGUCUCAGGACGAUCCAGGCGCUACAUUUAGUGUCCAUUUGA
Exophiala aquamarina CBS 119918 is the source of this 1794-nucleotide messenger RNA. RefSeq lists its product as uncharacterized. The record is from RefSeq and is a predicted model, not a curated record. Bases 1 to 1794 code for a protein of 597 amino acids. NCBI's taxonomy places the organism in Eukaryota, Fungi, Ascomycota, Eurotiomycetes, Chaetothyriales, Herpotrichiellaceae. The transcript has a single exon.